AUUUGAGUGAUUAGUGCGUGGCCGAUCAGUGGAGGACUAGAGAUCAUCGAGGACGCUUGACCGUGACCGUGUCACCGACGCGCGCCGUGACGCUUUUCGAGCGUCUUGAUCUUUCUUGUCUCAGCGUAAUCGGCGUGUCAGCAGAACGUUCGUUCGAUCUUUGAGAUCGAUCGAAAAGGAAAUUAUUCGCAGCGUUCAGUGUGGUUUAAAAAUUCUUUAAAAAUAUUUAAAUUGAAAGACUAUUUAGAAAACUUAUAAUUCUGUACAUUUAAAAAGUGAAGAUCGCUUAAUUAUAAAAGUUAAUUAAAGAUUUCUACAUUUCUAGAAGAAUCGAGAGAACGCUAACGGCUUGAAAUAGCACCGUCAAUUAAUGUGCCGUAAGACUGAAUCGCGCACGCGAUUAUUUCGUUUAUUUUGAGACGGUCGCUCAAUAUCGGGACCGCGCCGCCGACACGAGUGCUAUCAUUGGCGCUUUUGCGUCAAUCGAUUUUUUUUUUCAUUAUUGUUACUGUUUAUCGCGCGGCUUACAUAGCGGACUGGCAGUGAUGAAUUGCUUCGUCGACGAGACAGACAUUUAGAGCUCACGAGAUCUUCGUAGAGUCCACGCGCCAAGGACGUCGCAGCGUAUUUAUAUUAUAUUUCUGCAGAAUUUAAAGCGAAAAGUGUGUCCCACGUUCAACAGACCAGAAGAGUUUCGAAGAUCCAGGCUACUUGGAUAUUUACGACUGCCAAUUUUCAAGAAAGUGAAGUGAUAAGAAAGAAUAACAUUCUUAAUAAGAGAGUGUUAUAAGAAUAACAUUCUUAAUAUAUAGUCCAUAAUUUGCCUUCGCACAGAAGACGUUAGGUUAACAUUGCGUUAAUAUUAAGUUGGCAUUAAGACACUGUGAUAACAUAAUUUACUCGAUAUACCGUCUGAAAAUGCCAAUGUUGUAAAUAUAAACUUGGUGGAAUAGUACGAUAAUUACGAUAAUAAAAUUAGCGUAAUACGGAAGAGCGAGUUACUGUGACAAGUGUAAAUUAUAUACAUCAACGUGAAGGUUGUAGAUACCUGUGUGUGUUGGUAUAUACACUAUAUACGAAGAAUAUUUCAACAUGUCUUUUCUCAACGAGACUCUGUUGGUGCUGACGUACACGGCCAAAAUAAUGUCUACGUUGCCCGAAAAAACAGAUUCAAAGAAUAUUAGCAUAGCUCAGAAUAUCACCACGACGACCUUGUCGCCGGAGGAGGCCGAGAACAAAUUCGAUUUUGACGAUCAAUGGUUCAUGUGGCGUUGUUACGAGCCGUUCGGCUGCUUUUACAUCGGCGCACCUUGGUCCGGAGAGAACCGACCGGUGUCCACAUUUCCCGCACGCCCGGACAGCAUCAACCCUCGUUACACCCUUUACACACGCGAACAGACCGAGAACCCUCACGAAUUGAAGAUCGAUAGCCUCGAGACGAUCCGGAAAUCGCCUUUGAACGAGAAGAAAAAUUUAUACCUCAUCAUCCACGGGUUCUUGGACAACGGAGACAAAACAUGGGUUUUGAGAGUGAUGAAGGAGUUGCUGUUGCGGGAGGAUUGUAACGUCGUGAUCGUCAAUUGGCUCGGCGGGGCUGGACCACCCUACACGCAGGCGGUGGCGAACACGCGGCUGGUGGGCGCGAUGACAGCUCGCUUGGUGGCACAGCUGAUCGACGUCACCAAGUUACCACCUUCGAAGACGCACUGCAUCGGGCACAGUCUGGGCGCUCACACAUGCGGUUACGUGGGAUACAACUUGCGAAACCGCUACGCGUAUACACUAGCACGAAUCACAGGCCUCGAUCCGGCGGAACCGCACUUCAGCAACACCUCGCCGAUGGUGCGGCUGGAUCCUACGGACGCGACAUUCGUGACAGCCAUUCACACCGACUGCAAUCUUUUUAUCAGCGGUGGCCUCGGCAUUACGCAACCGGUUGGGCACAUCGAUUUCUAUCCGAAUAGCGGCCGCAAUCAGCCUGGCUGUAACGAAGGCGUGCUCAAUUCCAUCACCUUGGAACGCGGCAGUUUCUUUCGCGGGAUUAAGAGGUUUCUGGGAUGCAACCAUAUCCGCAGUUACGAGUACUUCAUCGAGAGCAUAAACUCGCCGUGCCCGUUCUUGGCCGUGCCGUGCCGCUCCUGGGACAAAUUCCAGGAGGGCGGCUGUUUCGAUUGCGUGAACCAAUAUUGUCCCAGAUUCGGACUGGAUGCUCAGCCCGGGAACUAUCACGCGUCUGUAUACCUGAUGACUGGACGUGACAAGCCGUUCUGCAAGGCCCAUUACAAGCUGACGAUAAAUAUCUCCCAAACGAACGAGAGUCUGUUGCACGGCGGGGAAGUCGGUAUGUUCGUCGUACGUGUGAUCGGCGUGAACGGCAAGAAAACCGAAAGGAUGCAGCUGAGCCCGGCGUCGAAGUACUACGAGCCCGGUAGCACGCACACGAUCGUGUUGCCCGGCGACGUAGUCGGGAGGCCGCACACGGUGGAGAUCACCUGGGAGUACCAGACGUCGGUCUUCAACCCGCUCACGUGGCGGCUGCUGCACACACCGCGGGCUUACAUCGACGCGCUGACCAUUAAAAAUCUGGAGACCGAUCACGAAGUUACUCUGUGUCCUGAUGAAACGAAGACUCUGAUCGCUAACCAACCCAAGAUCUUGACCACGGAAAACUGCCGCAACACCGAACACAACACAAUUUCUACGUGAAGGAUCCAAUGACGAAAUUCACGCGUGUCAUUUAUCCUUUCUCACGAUCAAGGAUUAAAUCUCAUUGAAGCUAAUAUAAUUUCGUUGAGCAUAACGCUGGAUUUUUGCGAGCUAUAAAUAAUCUCUACACUUUGCCCUGAUGUUCGUAAAAUGAAAAUUUAAUAUCGCUGAAAUUAUAAUAGCUUUAAAUUUUGCUCGUAAUGAGAUCGACGAUUAAAUGCUCGUUAUAGCGAAAUAAGACUUGUUAGCUGCACGAAGAAAACAUGACGGUCUUUUGGAGGCUGCAGAGCUUUUUCUAUUUACCUCUUUGUAUAAAAGCUGCAGACGAAAAAAGAGUAUUCAAUCUAUAAUAUCACAUAGGAAAAGCCAUCAUUCAGCAUAGAGCUCUUAGAAUAACCAUCGUAAAUUGCUAGCCUCCAUAAUCUCUACGAGACUUAACUUCACCCCAAUGACAUUUAGGCCCGUGUUCACUUUUAUCGACAAAUGCGUGCAUUGAUUUCUGAGAUGUUAUAUAACAUGUGUAACAUGAACUAUAGCAUUUCAGAAAUAAAAGCGCGCUUUUAUCAAUAAAAGAGAGUUGAGAAUAUAUGUAUGGGGCUUAAUCUCCGGAAACUCCGUUUCCGACUCGAUCCGAGCUGCUCAUUUUGCGGCUGUCGUAGGCGAACGAGCGCGAGUCGGGCAUAAUAGCCUCGGUUUCCCCUCGCAACCAAUGGCAAAGUCACGAUCCUUUCACUGUCAUUAUGUGCGCCCGGGGUCUUUCUCUUUCUUUCUCUCUCUCUCUCUCUCUCUCUCUCUCUCUCUCUCUCUCUUUCCUUCGCCGGACGCUUUCGUGCGACGCCGUCGUCGUCGUCAUCGCAUCGCGCGGUACAUUGUCGCUGACCCCGUAAUUUGUUACCGUAAAUGCGUCAAUCCCACUUUGCUCAGCUAUGCGAGAACUAAUGGCGACAAUGGCGUAACUAACGACAUUUGGCAUCGCGCAAUAAAUUUAGCGACAACGGAAAAAAAGGCAAAAAUAAACUGCCGAACCUAUUGGCUGUAUUUGAUAAUUUAACGUGACAGUUAUCGCACGAUAAAUAUUUGUUUAUUUCGUUAUAAAGACGGCAGAGACGUUCUUGUAAAUUUCGCAAUUUCGUCGGUCGCAUCGAAUUAAGCAACGCGAAACGCAAAGUGGGCCGGGCGCGUACGAUUUCUGGGUUCCAAAUGAGCCAUAAAAAUCUACGAAUUACCCUAUGAAAGCGUUUGAUUCGAUUCGAUCCCAAAAAUUUCAUAAUCGAUAGAUUUAGCAAACACGGCCCGUUCCACACGUGGAAAGAAGUGAGAUCUGUGUGGAGAACGUUCUGAGUUAAGGAAAUGAGUUAAGUUAGAAUAUUUUAAUAUGAUAUAUGAAUUAUUUAAUUUCGAGCCAGUGCAUAUUUAUACACAAACACUUCAUUACAUGACAUACGUGUAUAGAGUAAUAAGUUCGUGAUUCAGUUGUGACAAGGAUUAUUCUUAAGUGGAAAUGUACAUACCAAGUAAAAUUCAUUUAAUUUCGAGGAAACGUCAGUUCGGUCAGGAUUGGAUUUUGAUAGUCUAAUAAUAUUACACGUAUUUGCGUACAGUUCUUCGCCUUAGCGAAUUGACGUUUCCUCGGAAUUGAUUGUGUAUCCAUAGUAGUCGUGUGUUUCUCUUACUAUUAAACUUCAUUUAGAAAUA
This is a messenger RNA of Temnothorax curvispinosus, 4401 nucleotides long. RefSeq names its product pancreatic lipase-related protein 2-like. Gene Ontology annotation, molecular function: triacylglycerol lipase activity. Bases 1093 to 2706 code for a protein of 537 amino acids. The transcript is spliced from 7 exons. Gene Ontology annotation, biological process: lipid metabolic process. The record is from RefSeq and is a predicted model, not a curated record. NCBI's taxonomy places the organism in Eukaryota, Metazoa, Arthropoda, Insecta, Hymenoptera, Formicidae.